UCAGGUAGCCGCGUGAAUAUGUUUUUGUUUACGUUUUCUGUUGUUUCCGGUUUUCUACAACAACUUUCUAGUUACUACUUACAAGUUACGACUUUACAAAAUAGUAAAUAAAAGCACAUUACCAAAUACUCUUACUGAUGCCCGACUUAUAUCUAUCGAGUAUCGACUACUGACUAGUGAUUAUCCAAAUAAAAAGGACACUUAAGAGUAAUAUAAUUAUAUUAUAUUAUACUAACUUUUCCAUAGUAUGUUAUAUUUUAUAUGCAAUUUGGGUCUUAUGAUGUAGCUAUAAACUACACUGACCGAGACGUUAUAACUACAUUUUGGAACUCAUUUACAAGUUUCCAGUGAUACUGUUAUUAUUAUUAUACUUGCCUAACUUAAUCUACCACAAUAUGGACAUUGAUAAACGAAAAAAUGAUUUUUUAACUUCUCACAAUACCUGCUCCGAAAUUGCAGACAUUCAAAGUAAAUUUUACUCUUGGUUUGAAGAUAAAGGGAUCAUUAACAAGCUGCGAGCACACAUCAAAGAACAGAUGAUCACUGCUCUAGAAGACAGCCCUACUUGGAAUACUAGCAAAAGAAAUGUCACCUCCCCAAAGAUUCAGGCCAUCAACCUCUUAGUUGCUGAUUUUCUAAUGAAACAAGAAAAUUUGUUCGCAUUGUCCGUGUUCAUUACGGAAGUACCGUUAUUGUGCAAUUUACAUGAGUUCUCUUCCUAUGUAAAUAGUUUGGGCGAUAGCAUUCAAAAAAUUCCAGUCACCAAGCCUAAUUUUCAAUUAAAUGAUGUUCAAGAUAUUCUAGAAGCAUUAGGCAUUCAACCGAGUUCUGAUAUCUCAGAAUUGACGUGCCAAUACUAUUUUAAUGAAAAACAAAAUCAUUCAUUGUUGGCUUGCCUGUUCAAAUCUAUCUCUACUAUAACAAAUAACCUCAGUCAAUACAAUGAAGUUAAAGUUAACCAAAACUGUAAGGAAACAAACAAAUCUAACAAUAUACAGAGUAAUACUUAUGAACAUAGAUUAAACAGUUGGCUUGUAAGCGUCGAGGAUAUCCUGUGUUCAUUCAAUUUAAACGAAGGACAAAAAAAUACUUUGAAAAUGUUAUUAAAAAAAUACCACCAAAAUAACAAUGCCCAAGAAGCUACUGUGUACAAAGAACACUUAAAAAAACUAGAAAAACAGAACAAGGAAAUGGUUGAAAAAGUUGCCGAUGUAGAACAAAUGCUGGCUGCACAUUUUCAUUCUCGUGAUAAUAAAUUUAUGUUUCAAAAAGAAGAAGUAGAAUAUGCCACACAACAGCUCCGUUUAGAACAACAGCAGCUCUAUCAAUUAAUUAAUAUAUUUGAAGAAAAAGAAAAGUCUAUGCAAGAAAAAUUGAAUAAGUCAGAAGAAGAGUAUAAUAAAAAACUACAAGAUAUUGAAAAUCAAAAAUAUGAAUUAAAAUUAAAAGAAAUGAACAUUUUGAGCCAUGAAAAAAUGUUAAAAAUGGAAUCACUGAAUUGCAUAAAUGAAACCAAAAUUAGCGAAUCCAAUCAAAUUAAACGGCUACAAGAACAAAAUAUUGAUUUGGCAAAACAAUUAGGGGAAAUAAAAUCUAAACUUGACAAGCUUGAAGGAUAUAAGAAAAUUGAGCUGACAUGUUCAAAAGAAGUUGAUAACAACCCUCAAAGAGAUUCUUUGUUGGAUCGAGAAAUGGUAAAAAAAUUGCAAAAUGACAAUGAUGAGUUGCGUGAAUUUAUAAAAGUUCAGCGACAAAGAAUUGAAGAAUUGUCAAAUAGAGCAUCAAAUUUGGCGAAACAAAUUGAAAAAACUCAUCAAGUACCAUUAGCUAAGACAGACUAUGAAACUAGAAAUGUAAAAAAAAAAUUGUGCUUUGUUGACAAUCCCAGUAAAAACAACCAUUAUACCAACCAAAACAUUUCUUCAACAACCACAGAUUAUUCAACAACUGUGUUAGAUUCUGAUAACCUAACAGAAGAUGACAUAAUACAAGAAGCCGAAUCCAGACUGAAAACUUUAGAAAUUAAUACAGCAAAAGUAGAACAAAACUUGAAAAAUUUCCAAAUCAAUCGUUCACGCCACAGCAUAGAUUUCAAAGCAAUUAGAGACAAUAGUAAGUCAUACAACAAAAUUUGUUCAAACUUUUCAGACGACUCCGAUUUAGAUGCAUUGAAACGCAGCAGUAAUAGAAUUAAUUUAAAAGAGCUUGCCAACAAGAUUGGUUAUCAUCGAUCUAUCAGGCGAUCUAUUAACCAUUCACAGUCUGAAUAUGAUACAAGCCCUGAAAUCUUACGAAAUACCAAAUUACAGGAUUAUACCAAUUCUACCAAUAUUUCGCCAAUAAAAAUAUUGUCAUCCAGUAUUGGAGAAAAUUGUGUGCACAAAGAAUCACCUGUAAAUAAAGUUAGUUCAAGAACUGAUUUUCCAAUUAGCAAAUCUAAUUUUCAAACUGAAGUUUCACUGAAUAGAUUUAAUAUAUCUACUCAAAUGCCAAAAGAAAACAAAUUACAAAAUGAAUCAGAUGCAAAAAACAGGCUCCUUCCUGACACUAACAAUGAUGUUCAAAAUAAUGAUAAUGUUGACAUACAAUCGCUUAAACAUACAGAAAAAUUUGAUUCACCACAUAAAAGAACUUCAGUAGAACGAGGUAGUUCAAAUGGAGUGGAUACUGUGUCAAUGAGUAAAAAAUUACCAGAAAGUGAUCACUCAAUUUCAUUUGGUAGCAAUAAAACUGAUAAAUCUUCAGACUUUUGGGCCUAAUAGUAAUAUUUUUUAUUUAUUUUUAUAUAAAAUGUCAAAGUCUUAUGAUUUAUUUUGAACAAGCAUGUUUACAUAUGCCACAGAUAUCAAGUCUUUUUCUUCAACUCCCAUAUGAGACAUCAGGUCUUCUGCAAUAGAUUGUCCAUCCUCGACUGUUUGGC
Messenger RNA from Myzus persicae (green peach aphid), 2920 nucleotides. RefSeq names its product oral-facial-digital syndrome 1 protein homolog. The record is from RefSeq and is a predicted model, not a curated record. The transcript has 8 exons. Bases 396 to 2759 code for a protein of 787 amino acids. NCBI's taxonomy places the organism in Eukaryota, Metazoa, Arthropoda, Insecta, Hemiptera, Aphididae.